CAGCAUCGCACGGACUUCUUGCCUCGUGGCAAAAGUGGGCAUCCAAGAUGGCAAGACUUACUACGCUUCUAGGCGAUCCGACCGUGCAGCGGAAUAUCCUGCUCAUAUUGCUUGUGUUUUCCUGCAUCAGCACGGUCUUCAAAUCCGUCGAAGUCACUAGGAUCAGCUCUUCACCCACCACGGAUCAAGAUGCCAUUGCUGCGCCAGAGUCUCUGAAAAAUCCGGCCUCUAAUUCUGUUUUCACGGCUCAGACCAAGGACGAGUAUGAGUAUUCCGAUAUUUACAAGCAGGGUGGGGCUUCCGAAAUCACCAAAGUCUCAAUGAUGUACGGCAGCCGUACCAAGGAUGUACGAUACAAGGCUGCUCUGCAUAGCCAAAGGCAACACGCGGAGCAUCAUGGACAUGGGCUGAAGAUCCUCUCAACCGGAUUCAAAAGCGAAUUCUGGUCCAAGUACUCAUUCCUGUUGAAAAUCAUGCUAGAGGAGCUCGAGAAGCCGAAAGAUCGGCGUACGAAGUGGUUAUGUUGGGUCGGAUAUGAUGUUAUCCUGAUGAACGCUUACAUUCCCCUUGACAUUUUCCUCCCUCAUGGCAAGAAUCUGUCUCACAUCAACGCUUUGGUCACUCGAGACUGGGCAGGUCUCAACUCGGACGUCUUUUUCCUUCGCGUCAACGAAUGGUCCACCCGAUAUUUAUCCAGCAUUAUGAGCUAUUACGAGAACAAGCCACGUCUUCAAUUCGAAAGGGGAUCUGAUCGACGUGCUCAACAAUACGUGACCGGACAUCUUCUCUACCGCAAUCAAACAAUGCUGCUGCCCGCACGUUGGUUUAAUUCAGUCGAGCCCGUGGUCAGCUCUACAGAUGAUUCAAACAUAGCCAAGCCACAGCUUACUGCGCAAAACGUGACUCAAGAUUCAUUUAGGGAAGCCCCUGGGCUCGAGUCACAGUACAGAGAUAAUGUGUUCCAGCCAGGAGACGUCAUGCUGAAAAUUUCAGAGGACAAGAAGAAAAAUGAAGUGCUUGAUUUGGUGAAAGCGGCGAAAAAAGAAGAAGCAGGCUAUCUUGUGUCGCCGGACAGGCUCGAAAUCCUGGAAGAAAUUCAGCGAUUUUGGCGGGGUCCUCAGAUUCCGGGAGUUCAUACAGCUGUACCUGGAGUCCACAAAGUUGGUCCUCACGGGCAUUCGCAUGGAGAUAGAGCGUGGAGAUAG
This is a messenger RNA of Cercospora beticola, 1205 nucleotides long. RefSeq lists its product as uncharacterized. Gene Ontology annotation, molecular function: glycosyltransferase activity. The record is from RefSeq and is a predicted model, not a curated record. Gene Ontology annotation, biological process: protein N-linked glycosylation. NCBI's taxonomy places the organism in Eukaryota, Fungi, Ascomycota, Dothideomycetes, Mycosphaerellales, Mycosphaerellaceae. Gene Ontology annotation, cellular component: Golgi membrane.